Messenger RNA from Xiphophorus maculatus (southern platyfish), 4228 nucleotides. It is a transcript of the gene wfs1b, whose product is annotated as wolframin ER transmembrane glycoprotein. Lineage: Eukaryota; Metazoa; Chordata; Actinopteri; Cyprinodontiformes; Poeciliidae. Gene Ontology annotation, molecular function: protein binding. The record is from RefSeq and is a predicted model, not a curated record. The transcript has 10 exons. Gene Ontology annotation, biological process: calcium ion homeostasis; endoplasmic reticulum unfolded protein response. The coding region runs from base 148 to 3042 and encodes 964 amino acids. Gene Ontology annotation, cellular component: endoplasmic reticulum membrane; endoplasmic reticulum.
CAGUGUUAGUGUCUGGAGUUUGACCACUGUCAAAGGAAAGGACAUGUCUAUUUCUCAGGAUCCAAACGGAGGACUGACUUGAAACAGCAAGUCCCACGGCCCAAUCACCAGAGAUACUUCACUAAUUCUUGAAAUAAACCGAAAGCCAUGGAUCCUUCAUCUACAGGCAACCUCCCCACACCGAAGCUCAACCCUUCAUCUCAACCCAUGAGGCCUGGAACUUCCUCGCUCGGCUCGUCGGCGAGCUCCUCCACCCCUGAGCCGAAGAGGCAUAAAGUCACGCUGCCGACGCCUCCGACCACUCCAUCACCUCCUCCCUCCGCCACCUCGCCUCAGAUAUCUCCACGGCUUUAUUCUCGCUCUUCCUCCCUCUCCACACUGACAACUCCAUUUCCCUACCAGCCCUCCAGAAGCUUUUCACAGCCGGGCAGAUCGCAGCUCAACGCAGCAGCAUCAACAGGAAGUCUUUUUAAUGGUUCAUCGGCUGCCGCGGUGCCUUCAUCGCCUGUCUCACCUGAACCAGAUGAGUCAGAGGAGGAUGUCCGUUUGGAGGAUUUGGAAGAGAGAGCAAAAUCAGGUGAUGCUAAAGCACAAACAAAGAUGGGCCGUCACUUUCUGGCCUUGGCAAAAGAAAGCGAUGAAGAGCUGAAUAACUGCAGAGCGGUCACAUGGCUGAUCCAAGCUGCUAAACAGGGCCGCAGAGAUGCUGUCAAACUGCUGCAGCAGUGCUUAAAAUCCAGGAAAGGAAUCACUUCGGAGAACUCUGAGGAGGUUAAGAAGUUAUGCACCGAGACACGUUUUGAGAGAGGAGUCAGGAAAGCAGCUCUGCUCAUGUAUUUUAAGCUGAACCCAGAGAAGAAGAAAUCUGUGGAGGUUUCUGAUUUGCUGGAGAACGUGGAGCACGUUCACGCAGAACCAGGCCCACUCAACAGCUCUGCUAAGAAACAAAGGCGAGUCCUGGAGACGAUGGUUUCCAGAGAAGCCAGUUCUCAUGUGGAUCUGGAUGACUUUGUUGAGAUGACAAAGAAAUAUGCGCAGGGUAUUGCACCGUCACCCUUCAUGGCCUCUGCAGCAGAUGAUGAUGAUGACGAUGAUGAUGUGGUAGUGAAAAAUCCAGAUGAACUGCCGCUCCAUCAGAAGUUGCUGAAGUUCCCUCUGUACGCUCUGCUGGAGAUAAAAGAGCAUCUCAUAGACUGGGCGUCGCGGGCCGGCAUGCAGUGGCUCAGCGCCCUCAUCCCCACUCACCACGUUAACGCACUCAUCUUUUUCUUCAUCAUCUCCAACCUCACCAUUGAGUUCUUCAUCUUCCUCAUCCCGCUUCUGAUUUUCUACCUCUCCUUCUUCUCCAUGAUCAUCUGCACACUGCGGGUAUUUCAGAAUUCAAAGGCAUGGGAAAAUUUCCGAGCUCUCACAGACCUGCUCGCUCAUUUUGAGCCUGGUCUGGAUCUGGACCAGGCCGAGACCAACUUUGGAUGGACACACUUGGAACCUUACCUGUACUUCCUGCUCUCAGUGGUCUUCGUUGUGUUCUCCUUUCCUGUUGCCGAUAAAUCCUGGGUCCCCAGCUCAGAGCUAGCUGCCAUCGCUCUCUUCUUCACCAUCACGGCCUUCCUCAGCCUCCACGCCUCUGCUCAGCUCUUUGCUCGUAAAGCCCUUCUCUCUGAGGUCCUUUCAGGAGCAUGCUCCCUCACUCAGCUGCUACCCGACUCCUUCUGGUUCUUCCGGAUCUUUGGGAAGACGUUUGUCACAGUGCCUCUCGGAGACGCCGUGGUGUUAAAUCUUGGCAUACCAUGGCUUUUGUAUGGACACCUCUUCUAUCUUCUCUUCUGCAUGGCCCAGCUGAAAGGCUUCAAGGGAACCUACCUGUGCCUAGUGCCCUAUUUGGUUUGCUUCACCUGGUGUGAGCUUUGCUUGGCAUUCCUCCAUAACGCCUCAGCCAUAGGACUGAUCCGGACUUGUAUAGGCUACUUCCUGUUCCUGUUUGCCCUUCCUGUUCUCACACUGGGUUUGGCUGCCAUGAUUAUGAUCCAGUUAGUGCAGUGGUUUCUGACCCUGGAGGUAACAAAGAUGGUGGUGACACUGAUUGUCUGCUUUGUGCCCGUGGUGUUGAGGCUCUGGACUCGCUUCAGCCUCAACCCCAUUGUGGUUUUGAGGUCUUUGUCACGGAGCAGCGUAGUCAAGCUCAUCCUGGUGUGGCUGAGUGCGGUGGUGCUUUUCUGCUGGAUGUAUGUCUACAGGUCUGAAGGAAUGAAGGUGUACAACUCUACCCUGACAUGGCCUGAAUACAGCAACCUCUGUGGGCCAUUGGCCUGGAAGGAAUCCAACAUGGCCCAAACUCAGAUUCUCUGCUCCCACCUGGAAGGACACAGAGUCACCUGGACGGGACGCUUUAAAUAUGUCCGCGUGACGGAUAUCGAGAAUGGGCCGCAGUCGACUAUCAACUUGUUUCCUGUUUUUCUAGGAAACUGGAUGCGCUGUCUGUAUGGAGAACCCUAUCCGAUGUGUGAUGAGGGGAAACAAAACGCAGCUGCUGAGCCCCAGCCGCUGCCGGCUCCAGCUCCUCCUCAAGAAGAUCCGCUUUGCAAACUGAAAACCCUGGCCAAGCAUGAGUGCCACAUCAAGCGCUUUGACCGAUACAAGUUUGAGGUUACCCUGGGAAUGCCGCUCGAGAGGAAGACUAAGGAUGGGACAAUCAUAGAGGACGAAGAUGCAACCAAGGACAUAGUCUUGCGGGCGAGUAAUGAGUUCAAGUCUGUCCUUUUACACCUGAACGCCGGCAGUCUGGUGGAGUUCAGCACCAUCCUGGAGGGGCGUUUGGGCUCCAAAUGGCCGGUGUUUGAGAUGAAGGCCAUCCACUGUUUGUCCUGUGGGGACACCCGCGUUCCCAAACGCAAACAGUUCAAGAUUGAGCACGACUGGAGGCGCACAGCUCAAAACGCCCUCCAGUUUGGGUUCGACUUCUUCUUCAACCCCUUCCUGACCGCUCGGCUAGAGGAGCAGUCAGACACUGAAACAGAGAUGGUGGCACAGGAAGACACAUAGAGUGAAGACAACUCUUAAAUAGAAGAGGCCUCAUAAUAAUAAAGUUAUCGAAGAACACUAAUGAUUGUACGACACCGAUCUAUCUGCAAUAUUGGUUAUUGAGUACAAGGAACAAACAGAUCCUCAAGCAUUUACUGUCUUAUAAAAGCCCUCGCACUCCUUGAACAUCGUCACAUUGGUUACAUUACAGCCUCACCCGUACCUCACUGGGGACCAGCAGCUGAAGAUCUGUCUGAUUUUUGUGUUAGCUUAUUUUUGGUUAACACAAAAUAAGCUGUGAUCUAAGGCAUGCUGUGCUAAGUCUUGCUAUACAUUUUGUGGUCAUUGAAAGGUGAACAUCUCCCACAUCCUCAAGUCUUUCAAAGAACAAAAGAGUUGAAUUUCUCUGUAUUUAGUUCAAUUCAUCCUCCUACUGACUACUGACCCUGCUGCCUCCAUGUUUAACCAUAUGGAGCAGUGACAGCCUUUUAUCACACAUUUUUGCAUGGAGACCAGAGAGUUCCAUUUUGGUCUCAUAUGACUGGAGCACCUUCUUCCACAUGAUUGCUGUAUCCUAUACAUUUUUACAAAACCUUAAACACAUUUUUUAGGGUUUACUUUCACCCUCAAAUAGUUAAGAGUUUUCCACCUGAGCUGUGCAUCACUGCCGCUCCUAGGGAGUCACCAUAAACCUUUUUGUUGCUUCUCUAGGCCUGUCAUGAUGACAUUUUGCUGGAUAAUAAAAAAAAACUGCUAUAAACAAAAGUGUUGUUUUGAGACCAUUUUCAAGUAAUAUAUUGAUAAUGGCAUAAUAAUGCAAGUUCUCUCUUUCAAAGACUAAUAAACUUUGCUUUUGUACAGAAAGCGCCACACUGAAACCAAAAUAAAACAACCAAAAACAAUAAAUAAAGCAGAAAUAUAAACCUUGCAUAACCCAAGCCAUAAACAAAAUAGAUUAUUAAGCUCAUUUUAAUUUAAGUGCCUAUUGUGACAGUUUUAUUGCUCUCCCUAUCCAGCCUGUCAUCUUAGAUGGACAGCCUUGUCUUGGUAGAGCUGCAGUUGUGCCAUAAUCUUUAGAUAUUGGUUUUAUAAUACUAAAAUAUCCCAAAAUGUUAUCCUUAACCUGUCUGCUGCACUUCUUGGUCUUCAUGAUUGUUGUUGCGCAACACCCCCCCCCCUCCUUUCUGUCUCUACUGUCUCACUCUCU